CUGUCACUCUGAAUUUAUUUUCUGUCUGUGGUUAAUGCCUGCUUUAUUAGUCAAAAAUAUGAAUGUUUUCAUUCGUGGUUAUUGCUUUACUUGGUAAUUUGUUUCAAUGAAUGAAAUAAGAGACUAUUACGAUGCUCCCUUCGACAGGCUAUUUUAAAGGAAUUAACUGCCCCUUCUACGACAGCGGUCUGUGCGAGCGGCCUUAUUGUCAUUUUCGUCAUGUUAAGAAGGAACCACAAAAUAACGAUGGAAUCGAAAGUGGAGCGAUCCUGCAGAAACUGGUAUCGGCAGCGGUACAAAAGGUUUUGCAGCAGAAGGAAACAGGUACCUCAUUACUGUCACAAAAUAGCACUGAUUCGGAAAACAACUCUAAUCAGCCCGCUUCUUCCAAAGUGACUUACAAUCCAACUCCAAUAGCCGAACUUAACAAAAUUAAUAACACCGAUGAUGAAAAUAUUGAUGACAAUAAUGAGCAAAAAAAGCGACAUAUACCAGUUCCAUAUACACCCAGAAAGCCAGCCAGUAUACCAAUCAAAAGACCUGUGGACACAAAUGGUUCGAAGCUCUUUACAUAUUUGCCACCUGCUCAGUAUAAUCCCGGUUCUGAAACAGCCCAGGUAGAUCCCUACACUCCCAAAGGUACAAACGAAUCAGGUGAAAAAUAUUUACCUGGAUCGGAGAAGACAAUACCUGAGUAUAAGCCCAAGGAAUCCCAAAACUCUAAUCUUAACUACAUUCCCUCCGACAAGUCUGUGAGCAAAAAAAAAAUUCUAGAAUACAAACCAGCUAAAAAUAAAAGUAUACCUUCGUCAGUAACUUAUCAGCCAACUCCUAGAUCAUUGGUUCCUUGCUUUUCCAGUGAUGAAGAAGAACCUGAGGUAAAGAAAAGGAAGCUUUCAAGUGAUCUUAAUGGGCUUGAUGAUCUAGGACCAGAAUUUGAUAUUUUAGACCAAAUAUUAGAUGAAGAAAAAACAGAAAAGGAAGUAAAACUUAUUUUUCAAAAAGAUGUUUGCAAAGAAUCUAAGGAAAAACUUAAAAAUCCAGAAUCUACUAGUAAAACAAAGGAAUCCAUUAAAUCUGAAAAAGAUAAAUCUUCAAAGAAAGAGGACAAAAAAUCUAGAGGUAGGUCUAUGGAAAAAAAAGAAAAAUCGAUUGACAAAGAUAAACAAGAUGGAAAAUCGUCUGAUCGAAAGAGCGGUCACAAAAGUUCUAGCAAAGAUAAAAACAAACAUGAAAAGACAAACAAGUCAGGUAAAAAAUCACACUCUAGUUCAAAACAUUCUAAAAGUAGUUCAUCUAAACAUACAAAAAAGGCAAGUGAUAGUGAUAAAAGAAAUGAUAAUAAAUCUCAUAAGACUUAUAGGUCAAAAGAAUCAAAAGAUAAAAGAGAUAAACAUAAAGAAAAACAUGUAAAAAGUGCUCCCAAAAUCUUUGAAGAAGACAAUCAUAAUUAUGAGGAUAAUUUUGAAGAGGAGUUAAAUGAAUUAUCUGAGUCAGAUGAGGAAACUAUUGCACUUCAAUGUAAAAGAAUAUUUGAAGAGUAUGUUCCAACUGAAAAACCACAAAAUAGUGAAGAGUGUACAGACAAAUUAGAGACUGAGCCUGAGGAAUAUAUACCUACAAAAAAGAGAAUAUCUAGGACAGUUGAUAAAAAUAUAAAAAUAUUGCCUAAAGCACCUAUAAAACCAGAUUAUAAAGUCAAUGCUGCACAAGCUAUGGCUGAGCGAUUAGCCAAAGUUAGAGAAUUCCAUGCUUCAAAAAGUGUUCCAGAAAGUAAUAAUUCCUCAAAUGUAGUUUUGAAGCUAGAUACAGCGAAGUCUAUUUUCAAUACUCCACCUAGUACCAGUGUUUCUAAAAUCCGCAUUGCUCAUGUACCUUAUGCAUCAACCAUGCUGACUGCAAAGAAAGUCAUCACUCCUAGUACAAUCUCUGUCAAGAAUAGUGAUCUGCCAUCUAGUAGUACUAUAACCCAAACUGUAAAGAAAGGAACUCAGAGGGUUGCUCACAUACCAUGUGACAAAUUUAUCGAUCGUCCAGGUGUCUUAGAACCAUUAGGGUCCAAAAUACAAGCAAAUAUAAGAUCUACGUAUUUGAAUAUGAUGAUUGAUCAUUGUUUAAAAAUUUACCUAUUACCAACUGAUGCCUAUGCAAGAGCGCAACAUGAGGAGUUAGCAACUAGCAAAAAAUGUUCCACAGUGCCAAUAUAUAAGAAUUCUGCUGUUCUCGCAAUCAGCAGACUCAAGAAAGAGGUUCUUGAGUGUAAUGGAGUGAAGAAAUCUGGAAGUGACUGUGCAACACUCACAAAAGCACCACAAGGGACAGUAAGUAAAUCAAAUACUGUUGGCUCAUGGAGCAUAGAGAAUAAGAUUAGAAGAAAUUUUGAAGACCCACAACAAUUUACAGGUGCAAAGUUUUAUAAUAAUAUAAAAAAAUGGAUCCUAUCAGAGGAGCAACUCAUAGAGAAUGGUUUCCCCCGACCCCAUAGUAGUGGUGUCAAAGGGAGAGCAAUUAUUUAUGGACAAAACAAACAAAUUCCUCCAAAAGGAUAUUUAAGAACUUGUCGUAGAUGUAAAAAGACAUAUACUGUGGACAAAAAAGGAUUUCCAACUUUUAAAGAGGAGUGUAUUUAUCAUCCCAAUAAUAAAUACCGGGUUAGAGGUGAAGUUCGUUACCAGUGCUGCAGUCAAGAAGGCUCAUCAGAUGGGUGUUGCAUAGCUUCAAGUCAUGUGUAUGAAUAUGUAGACUUUGAAAACUUGAAAGGAUAUGUGAAAACACUACCUCCAGAAAGUGUCAUGGAAGACUAUGGUGUAUAUUCUUUAGAUUGUGAAAUGUGUUAUACAACACAAGGUUUAGAUUUAACUAGGGUCACUGUAAUUAAUUCAGUGUGCAAGGUGGUUUAUGAGACCCUCAUAAAACCUUUGAAUCCUAUUAUUGAUUACAAUACAAGAUAUUCAGGUAUUACUGAAGAACAAAUGUCAGAUGUUAAAACAACAUUACUAGAUGUGCAAGCAACUCUGCUUACUAUGUUUAAUAGUAAUACUAUAUUAAUAGGUCAUAGUUUAGAAUCGGAUUUUAAGGCACUGAAACUCAUUCACGAUACGGUCAUUGACACUAGCGUAUUAUACCCUCAUAAAAUGGGACCACCCUACAAGAGAGCAUUGAGAAAUCUAUCAUCAGAAUAUUUGAAAAAAAUUAUACAAAAUUCUGUUGAUGGGCAUGACAGUGCUGAAGAUGCCACUGUCUGUAUGGAACUCCUAAUUUAUAAAGUAAAAGAGGACCUUAAGACUAGGUGAUUAUUGCUCCAUUACUUCAACAAGUUAUUCAUAAUACACUUUACAAAUUAAUCUACAUUAUUUUCAUAUUAAAUAAGGUAAAGAGUUUUUGUAUUAUGUUAAUCUUAUGAACUAGCAGUCGGAUUUGAAAAUUUCUGUUUAUUUGGGGAAGGAUAAAUGCUAUAUAAUUAUAACAUCAAGCUGUUUACCCAUAGUUAAUGUAGGUAAAACAGUGGGGCACAGGUAAUGCAAUAAAAUGUAGACUGUUAUUAAUAUCACAUAUACAUCUAUAUAAUAAUAAAAAUAGGUUUACUUGUCAAGAAAUUCUCUAUCUAUUCAUGGCUUUUACUAUGUAUUCGAUUGUAAAUGAUAGUUUAUAGUAUAUUAAUUAAUGCUAUUAAGACUAACUUAUUUUAUAGCAAUAAAAUACUUAUGAAUGUGAAGUUUGUGUAAUAAAAAUUACAAAUUGUCAAAAUUAGAGCCAAUAGCUGUAAUUUUUGUAGUCUAUCAAACAAAUGUUAUUUGAUAUGCAUUAUAUUUUCCUUUAUCAUAAGCUGGAAGGGAUUUAGUAAACUAUAACUAUUUAGUAGCUAAGUAAAAUAUUUUAUAUUUCUUUAGUACCUUUUGAUUGAUAUUUUUAAUUUCAUACAAUACUUAACAUACAUGCAGAUUGAUUAGAAAUUUGGUAUUUAUGCGAGACUCACAUUUUGUGUUGUCUGUUUUUAUAAAUUCUUUAUAGUAUCCGAGCCACUAUACGGCCUCAUAACGAGUUCGCCCACGGAAGUCUCGUUUUCUUACCUAACCUAAUUAUUUACGAUGUGCAGAUGAUUUUUGUAUUUUUUUUAUUUUACCUAUCCAUUGCCAAAGGCCUGUAAAUAUCAAGGAUAUAUCUCAUACUGUAUGACAUCCUAAAACGUGAGGGUUUGUAUGUUUAUUUCAAAUAGGUUUAUGGCCAAAGGCAGCCAGUGGUUCCUGCGUAACGUAGGUCUCCAUAGAUACCUCGCUCGCCCUAUCCAUAAGGUUUCAUUUAAAAAAAAGCGCUUGUUGUUAAGCUCGCCCUUUGCACUCCCGAUCCCAACGCCACUCCUAUCAGAAAACAUCCUAACAUAUCCUUUAUCACGAAUAACGACCCACAAUACAAAACAGUAGCCCAAUUAGGAUAACCAAAUUCCAAAGCCCAAAUUCUGACGUCAUUCGGAUUUGUUGUGGGUCAUAUCCAUUGGUCACGGGUCACGUCAUCGUAACAGCAUCAAGGCCUAAGGGUUGACGUCUUCCCUUCCGCCUGGAGCUCGACUCCUGACGGGCUUCGCGCUUUACAAUCCUUAUUAUCAGCUACUGUCUAUCCGCAACAACCCUACUAGAAGCCACGAUUUAAAAAAAAUGUCCGUUUCGAAGGAUGCAAUAAUGUAUACUCUGAAGUAACACAUUAACAUAAUAACCAUGAUAAUUCAAAAGUUCCCACAGGAAUAAUCAUAACCUAAUUCCAUCCGAAGUAGCUGACAAUACAGAAAAUAACACAACCGAUUUUCUUGGCGGCCACUUCCAAAUGACGACAGAAUAAAUAAUUUGUAUUUUCAUUAACAAUUAAUGGAUUAACUUCCAAUAAAAAAAUAAUUAUUUACC
This is a messenger RNA of Pararge aegeria (speckled wood butterfly), 4895 nucleotides long. RefSeq names its product RNA exonuclease 1 homolog. Bases 132 to 3293 code for a protein of 1053 amino acids. Gene Ontology annotation, cellular component: nucleus. Gene Ontology annotation, molecular function: nucleic acid binding; exonuclease activity. NCBI's taxonomy places the organism in Eukaryota, Metazoa, Arthropoda, Insecta, Lepidoptera, Nymphalidae. The record is from RefSeq and is a predicted model, not a curated record. The transcript has a single exon.